Sphaerodactylus townsendi is the source of this 3209-nucleotide messenger RNA. Its product is annotated as zinc finger protein 420-like. Gene Ontology annotation, molecular function: DNA-binding transcription factor activity; RNA polymerase II cis-regulatory region sequence-specific DNA binding. Gene Ontology annotation, biological process: regulation of transcription by RNA polymerase II. The record is from RefSeq and is a predicted model, not a curated record. Lineage: Eukaryota; Metazoa; Chordata; Lepidosauria; Squamata; Sphaerodactylidae.
GCGCUGGGAGAGUUUUUAGGAAACAGGGUUGCCCCAACUUCCAGCUGGGGCCUGCAGAUCUUCUGACAUCACAACAGAUCUUCCAGGCAGACACAGACUUGGCACUUGUCUUUAUAGAAGAAUCUGGCAGGGGAGAAGAGCAAUCCACUCAUCCAGACAGAGGCUCUUCAGAGAGGAACGGAGGAUGGGGGAACAGCUAGACUCAGCUGUCCUUGAAUCCAGAGAAAAUGUCAAUGCAUUCGAGACCGAGAGCAGAAAGGAACUGUGGGAAGGAACUUUGAAGAAGAGCCGGGGAGAUGCUGAUCUCCUCCCUGCACAUGUGCAGAACCAGCAAUUCAGGCAGUUCUGCUACCUGGAGGCCGAGGGACCCAGAGAGGUUUGCAGCCGACUCCACGGUCUCUGCCGCCAGUGGCUGAAGCCAGAAAUGCACAGCAAGAAAGAGAUGCUGGACCUGGUGAUCCUGGAGCAGUUCCUGGCCGUCCUGCCCCCAGAGAUGGGGAACUGGGUCAGGGAAUGUGGGCCAGAGACCAGUUCCCAGGCGGUGGCCCUGGCAGAAGGCUUCCUCUUGAGCCAAGAAGAGGACAAGAGUCAGAACCAGGAGGUGCAGGGAAGGAUCACACAGGAGGUUUAUCACAGAGGAACGCUUACGGAUGGUGCCCUACAUUCUUUGCCUUCUCUUUUGUGCAGAGAGAAAUCAGCUUCUGUGCAGCCUGAUUGGGGUCUGAUGACCUUUGGGGAGGUGUGUGUCCAUUUCUCUGAGGAGGAGUGGGCUCUGCUGGAUCCGGACCAAAGAAGGCUUCACAGUGAAGUCAUGGAGGACAAUCGUCAGAAUGUGGCCUCUCUGGAAGGGCUUCUGGUUCCUAAACCUGACUCCAUAUCCCCACUGGAAGAAGCAGGGGAUCCUCUUGGAGAGGUUCUAGAGAAAAGAAAGAGAUUAGCAGGGGAUAAUUGUCUAGAGAGCAAAUCUAAGGGAGAACCACAGCAUCUCCUAUAUGAUGAAAAAGAACAGAAAGGAAACACCGAAAUAAAAUGGAAGAGGGGGAAGGAAUGUUGUGUUUCUCAGGAUACUGAAUCCCAGAAAUGUGAUACAUCAGGAAAUAUUAACAUAGGUGAGAAACAAGAUAAGUGCAUUGAAUGUGGAAAGAGCUGUGGAUGGAAGGGAGAUGUUCCUGGACAUCAACCCCACAAAGGAGAUAUGCAUAAAUGUUUGGCAUGGGGAAAGAGCUUUGCUAAGCCUUGCAUUCUUGCAGCUUAUCAGCAAAUUCAGACCAGUGACAAAACAUACAGUUGCUUGGAGUGUGGAAAAAACUUUGCUCAGAGUUCACAGCUAACGCAACACCACUCAAUUCAUACAGGGGGAAAAUCUCAAAAAUGCUUGCAAGGUGGAAAGAGAUUUUCUCACAGUUCCAACCUUAUUACUCAUCGACAAAUCCAUAGUGGAGAAAAACCAUAUAAAUGCUUGGAGUGUGGAAUGAGCUUCACCUGCAAUUCAGCACUUAUUACUCAUCAACGAAUCCACACUGGGGAGAAACCAUAUAAAUGCUUGGAGUGUGGAAAAGGCUUUGCUGUGAGUUCCGAUGUUACUAAACAUCAACGAAUCCACACUGGGGAGAAACCAUAUAAAUGCUUGGAGUGUGGAAAGAGAUUUGCUCACAAUACACAUCUUACUAACCAUCAGAGAAUCCACACUGGGGAGAAACCAUAUAAAUGCUUGGAGUGUGGAAAAAGCUUUGCUGAGAGUUCCAAUCUCAUGAAACAUCAACGAAUCCACACUGGGGAAAAACCAUAUAAAUGCUUGAAAUGUGCAAAGAGCUUUACCAAUAGUUCAGCGCUUGCUAAGCAUCAACGAAUCCACACUGGGGAGAAAACAUAUAAAUGUUUGGAGUGUGGAAAGAGCUUUACUCACAGUUCACGUCUUACUUUACAUCAACGAAUCCACAUUGUAGAGAAACCAUAUAAAUGCUUGGAGUGUGCCAAGAGCUUUGCUCGGAGUAUACAUCUAACUGAUCAUCUACGAAUCCAUUCUGGAAAGAAACCAUAUGAAUGCUCUGAGUGUGCCAAAAGCUUUUCUCAGAGGUCCAAUCUUUCUAAACACCAACGAAUCCACACUGGCGAGAAACCAUAUAAAUGCUUGGAGUGCGGAAAAAGCUUUGCUGAGAGUUCAGCUCUUACCAGUCAUCAACAAAUCCACACUGGGGAAAAGCCGUAUAAAUGUUUGGAGUGUGGAAAAAGCUUUACCCACAGUUCAGCACUUACUAAUCAUCAACGAAUCCACACUGGGGAAAAACCAUAUAAAUGUUUGGAGUGUAGAAAGAGCUUUACCCACAGUUCAACACUUACUAAACAUCAACGAAUCCACACUGGGGAGAAACCAUAUCAAUGCUCGCAGUGUGGAAAGAGCUUUGCUCAGAGUUCAGAGCUUACUGUCCAUCAACGAAUCCACACUGGGGAAAAACCAUAUAAGUGCUUGGAGUGUGGAAAAAGCUUUGCUGUGAGCUCUGAUGUUACAAAACAUCAACGAAUCCACACUGGGGAGAAACCAUACCAGUGCUUGGAGUGUGGAAAGAGCUUUGUCCGAAGUACACAUCUUACUAACCAUCAGAGAAUCCACACCGGGGAGAAACCAUAUAAAUGCUUGGAGUGUGGAAAAAGCUUUGCUGAGAGUUCAGGACUUACUAAACAUCAACGAAGCCACCUGGGGAGAAACCAUAGAAAUGCUUACAGUGCAGUAAGAGCUUUGCUCAGAUUUCAUAUCUUACUAAACAUCAAUAUAAGCACACAAGAUAGAAAACAUAAAUUCCUGCAGUGUGGAAGGAGCUUUUCUCAGUCUUACGCUUAUAGCUCAUCAACAAAUACACAUGGAGGAAACACUUUGUUGUGAAGAAAAAUCUUGUGAACUACUAAACAAUCUAUAGAAGAGAAGCAAUGUAAGUGCUUGGAGUGUGGAAAGAACUUUUCUUGGAAGCACAUACUUUAAUCCUGACAAAUCCACCUGGGAAAGAUGUUAUAAAGGUCUUGUGCAUUGAAAAUGCUUUACGGCAAGUUUAACCCUUAAUCCCAUCCAAGAGUCUAUACAAAUGAGAAGCCAUAUAAAUGUCCUUAGUGUGGAAAGAUAUUCUGUUGCAGCAGAAGACUUAUCAGAUGUUGUGGUCAUGUGAAAAAGUUUUGUAUCAAAAGAUUUUCAAAAUAAAAUUUUAAAUGGUUGCAAA